Messenger RNA from Eupeodes corollae, 5659 nucleotides. RefSeq names its product RNA-binding protein Musashi homolog Rbp6 (gene msi). The record is from RefSeq and is a predicted model, not a curated record. Lineage: Eukaryota; Metazoa; Arthropoda; Insecta; Diptera; Syrphidae. Gene Ontology annotation, cellular component: cytoplasm. Gene Ontology annotation, molecular function: RNA binding. The transcript has 4 exons. The coding region runs from base 1207 to 2727 and encodes 506 amino acids.
UUGUUUUUCUGCUCUAUUUUGCAUAUAUUUUAAAACUAAAAAAGAAGAAUACGCUAAGCCAGAAAAGAAAAACCGAUUUUCAAUUACAUAUAUUCUAAAUCUAUUCACUUUCCUUCAGUCUUGUUUGUUGCUUGUUUUGUUAGUUUCGGCUGUUCUGCUGUAAUGUAUCUUUGUUUUGAUGAGAUGAGAAAAAAGAAUCGAUUUUAAUUUUAUGCUUUAAAUCAGCCAACACAAAUUAUUUGCCAAUUUAAAAUAAAUUCGUGAAAACUUCUGUAUUUCUGAAGUGAUUUGAUGAACUUGUGAAGUUUUAUCCUUUUUUAAAAACUAACACAUUCUUCUUAAUUAGUAAAGAUUGCGUUUCGAUAUUUGCAACUCCUUUGUACAUAAAAACAUUGCACUCCACGGAGAAAUAGUUUUGUCUCACUUUUUACAUAUCAUAAACCUGUUUCCCCCAAACAAAAAGAACAAAACGAGUACAUCGAUUCAGCGACGAAUUAAUUCAUUUAACGCAGCUGUGGAAGAAAAUUAAUCUACUCUUUUACACUCGGGUUAUAUGCUUCAAGAUCUUAUUUUGAAAUUGAAAUCAAUCACAUAAAACAAUAAAAUCAAAACAAAUGAAAACGUUAUAUAAUUUAAAGGUUUGUGUCUGCAUACGCUUGUGUCUAUAUAGCUUUUUAAAAGAGGCUAGUUAUUAAUGUUUCUCUUGUUUGAAUUAUUUCUUUGGACAAUAAUGCAUAGAAUUGUAAACCUUCAAGCUGCCGAGAUACGAAAGAGAAAAGAAGUACAAAUAAAACAGAAACAAAACAGCGUUAACGAAGGGAGCUACUAAAUUUGCUCAAUCUUGUUUUUGUUGUGGGAGUUUCUUUAACAAAGAUUUUUAUAUCAGCUUAACUUUUCUUAAUGGAGAGCAUUUAUUUUGUUAACUAAACACAAUAAGAAAUGUCAAUAGAUCAAAUCAAUAGGUACAAAUCUACAAGACAAUGAAUUCAUAGUUUAAGAAAAGUGAGUUAUAAAAGAGUAUUAUUUGAAAACAAGGGUUCUUCUGGGUUCCCUUUGAACAGUGUCAUAAUUCAAAUAUUGAAACAUGAAAGCAGAUGUAAUAAUUAAAAAUAUAAAUAUUUAGUUUUAGUUAAAUUGGAAUAGACACAAAUAUAAGCAAAACCAAACGAAAAAUAUUGAUUAAUCCAUCAAUAUCUAUUUUGCAAAAUGUUGUUCGAGAAUCCAGCUAUAGCUGCAAAACUUCCGUUUCCGUACAAUGUGCCGCCACCAAUUCAGGCAGCAGCUGCUGUUCCCAAUUUAAGCAACCCGAUCGAAAAUUCGGGACUAAUUGAUCAACAUAAUCGGGAACUACACAGUGCAUUAGUGGCUACUAUAAAUAAUAGUGUUGCAGUAAAUGGAUCUAUCGCUCCAGGUGCAAUUACUAAUUCACAGUUACAAGCUAAGAAUUUGAGUUGUUUAUCAGUGCAGCAGACCCAAGUUAUACAGCAACAGAAUAAUCUUAAUGGAGUGAUAAAUAUAAACAGCUCUUCGAAAUCGACAUCGUCGGGUAGAUCAACACCAAACAACAAUGCCACAGAUCCAGCACCUGGAAAACUGUUUGUCGGUGGCCUCAGCUGGCAAACAUCUUCAGAAAAGUUAAAAGAAUACUUUAAUAUGUUUGGAACAGUCACAGAUGUUCUUAUUAUGAAGGAUCCUGUUACGCAGAGAAGUCGUGGAUUUGGUUUUAUAACAUUUCAAGAACCAAACAGCGUGGACAAAGUUCUUAAGGUGCCAAUUCAUACACUCGAUGGCAAAAAAAUUGAUCCCAAGCACGCAACUCCGAAAAAUCGGCCAAGGCAAGCCAACAAAACCAAGAAAAUAUUUGUCGGUGGUGUUUCACAAGAAACUUCAGCUGAAGAAGUUAAAGGAUAUUUCGGUCAAUUUGGCACUGUUGAAGAAACAGUGAUGUUAAUGGAUCAACAAACUAAACGUCAUCGAGGAUUUGGAUUUGUCACAUUCGAAAAUGAAGAUGUUGUUGACCGUGUCUGCGAAAUUCACUUUCAUACAAUAAAAAAUAAGAAAGUCGAAUGUAAGAAGGCUCAACCAAAAGAAGCAGUCACAUCGGCCCAACAAUUGUUGCAGAAACGUUUAAUGUUUAGUACAUUAGGUGUCCGAUUGCCAACUGCACCUGGGCAAUUAGUAGGAGGACCUGGGAAUCCUCCAUCUGUUACUGCAGUUAACUCAUUGGCUUUGCUACAAUCACAACAAGCUGCUCAGGCGCAUGCUGCACAAGCAGCUAUAAUGCAUAAUCAUUUUACGGUACAAAACACAGCUGCCAAUCCGGGCUAUGGAAAAUUGGUAGCAACAUACCCUCAAGCGGCACUUCACAGUAUUAGAUACGCUCCAUAUCCCAUUCCUGCUGGUGCUGCUGUAGCAGUUGCAGCUGCCCAACAACAUCAUCACCAUCAACAACAGAAUUCAUCCAGUCAACAUUCGACUGCUAAUCAAACAUCGAGUCAUGCGGCAGUAGCUGCCAGUACUGCCGCACACGCAGCAAACUCAGCAGCGCAUGUUGCUGCUGUGCAACAGGCAGCUCUUGUAGCAUCAAAUCCCAUAAAUGCUCAUGCAGCAGCAGCCGCAGCAGCUUCUGGAAAUCCAUAUCAAGCCUAUGCUUUAGCCAAUGUUGAUAUGUCAAGCUUUCAGGGCGUUGAUUGGGGAUCAGUGUAUGGUAUGGGAAUGUAUGUUUAGGAAUAGGGAACAUGUUGUUUAAAUUUAGUUUGUUGUAUGCUUAUAAUUUACAUUUUUAAUGUUUUGUUUUACUUGCCUGAAUUGAAAUUAAAAAUGACACAGAGCAGGAUAUUCUAUGAGACUUAAAAGAAUUUUAUAUAAACAAAAAUAAUUAAAAAUGACUAGAGAGGUGGGUGGUUCUGUGAGACUUAAAAGAAUUGUAUUUUAAAAAUAAUCAUCAUAUAAAUGCACAUCCACACAUUUCUUUAAUUGAGUAACAAAAAAAAGAAGUUUCAACUAAAUUAGUGUUUUGAUUGUUAGAAAAUAAUUAACAGCAAGCAAAACAAAAUAUCAAAACCACCGAUUCACUACGAAAGAAUUAAAAUUUAAUUUCGAAUAUGUUGAUAAAAGUGAAUACGAAAUUGUUUGCAUUUUCCUUAAAAUAUAAAUAAUAAUUAUCACUUUUAAAAGUACUUAAUUAAAAGUCAUAAACAACAUUCAAUAUUUACUGUAGAAACUAUAUCUUUCAGACUGACUGAUAAACAAUUGAUUUCAGGCUAAACCAUAGAUUAUAACACAAUAUAUACUAGAAUAAGAAUUUUAGUUUAUAUAUUUUGGUGUCGUGUUUUUGAAAGUUGUUAAGUGUUUAUACAAAUAUUUCUAUAACUAAACAAACUUAAGAAAUAGUAAGCAUAAAUUGAUUCGGCAGCAUGCAAAAAAUUAGUUUGGUUUUUAUUAUUUUUUUGUAACUUAUUUUAUUUCUAAUAAAAACCGAGUUUAAGAAAAAUUUAUAUUAUGAAAUGAAUUAAGGACAAUACAAACAUAAAUAAUACUAAACAUUUUACUUCCUUCACGUCUUAUUCUAUACAUUUUUUAUUUUAUACAUUUCCAUAACAGUAUUUCUUGAAUAUUUUGUAGUAUAUUUUUUAAUAACUUAUUUCAUUUGUACUUUAAAAUCUAUUCUAACCAAAACUAAAAAAAAGCAUUUUGGCUGAAAUAAUUCGUUUGCCUCCAUUGAUUAGUUUGUUAAAUGUGGGUUUAAAUUUAAUCUUAUAGUCAAUAUUUUUUGCUUGUUUAUAUUAUAUAAUAAUAUUAAUAUUGUACAUAAUUGCUAGGAAUAAAAUGUAUUUAAAAUUUUGCCGUUAUAGAACGCAUUCCUUAAAAUUUGUAUUGAAACAAAAAGAAUAUUUUUUUUUCAUGGACAAAAAUUUUAGAUGCAACGCAAAAUGUUUUUUAGAACUGCUUUAAAUCAUGACAAAUUGUAAUAAGUAAAAAUUGCUUCUUUAAAUUAUAUAAGUAAUUUAAUAUUUUUGUUGCAUCAUUCCAUGCAUUUAUCUUUAAUAAAUAAUGUUUUGUUUGAACUCAACAGAACUUAAAUAAUGAAUUACAAUGAUAUUUAGUAGGAACUUAAUAUUUUUUUCAUCAUUUUUGAGCGGCUGUUGUACUUAGAAAAUACAUUAAAAGAAAAUGUAUGAACCGAAAUGGUAUGUCUGGAAAAAAUUAAUGAGAUAAUAUUUCAUAAAAGUUUUCUUAACUAAAACACGUUUCUGUAAAAAAGUUUUUAUAAUUUCUCAUUUCAUUAAAAAUUUGAAGCGGGUAACUACUUGCACAUUUUGUGUAGUUACAUAUAUAACUCCCGGCACAGCCAAACUACGAAAUGGACCCGUGAUCACAAAUGUUCUUGUGAAAGAUUAGAACCAAUCUUAUAAAAGAUUUUAUAUUAGUACAUGUCAAAUCGGAAUUUUAGGUUAAACACUAUGAUAUAUGAUAGUGUGGAGAUGUCACAAGUUCGUCUUUUCUUUUGUUGAUAUUGUCCAGAAAACCCAUAAUAUAAACUUGUUAGAAAUCCUUAUGUUUGUAUAAGUAGAACUUUAACCAAAUUUAACAACUUUUUUUACCAAAGGUAUUGGCAAAAGGUAUACAUAUUUUACUAUUGCGAAUAUUUCCGCUGUUAAGUAUGGCAUUGGCAAAACUAAGAUAUUUAAUCGCUUUAUAACAUUUUCUGACAUGUUAAUUCAAAAUAUUAACUUUACGUAGAGGGUUGUCAGUUGGUUGAAUUUUGUUUAUUUAAAUAGUGCAUUUCUGCAGUUGGGCUCCUUUUCUCGACAAUUCUACUGCAUCUUGUCACGCAAUUCAUUUGUUUCGGAUUUGUUUAGACGAACAGUGACAUUAAUUUGAAAAGCAUAGCUAAGACAGCCGCUAAUUGAAUAAAAAAAACAUCUUAGGUUUUAUAUCAUCUUUUGUUUUUUAUUUCAUCUUUUAUACUUAAUUGAAAAUCAUUUUAUGUGAAAGUUUAUCUAAAGCACUUAAUUUAAAUUUAAUUUCUAUAAAUUAUCAUUAAUUUAACAUAAGUUUUGAAGUAGAUAAAUUAUAUUUUUAGAUCUUAUAUUUUGUUUUACAAUGAAAAAUUACGGUUCUAAAGUAUAUACCUACUUAAAUACCCAGACAAAUAUUAAAAAAAAAGUGAUUUUUGUACUGAAUGUUUAGAAUAGCAAGUUAUUAACGUUUGUCAAUAUUUUUAAAAUCACAAUACAAAACUUUUAACAUGUCAAAAUAUAAGAAAAAGAAGUUAUUGCACUCUCAAAAGUGGAAAGUGUUUUAAAGCUAAUCUUAAGAUGUAUGUAAUGUUAUUUUGAACCUAAUUUUACUAAAUAUUUCGAGCCGUUAAUUAAUUUAAUAACUUACUCAAAGAAAAAAAAAACCGUAUAUAAAUUUUAAAGUUAAAUGAAAUUGAUCUAAAAGUAUUAUUAGACAAUAAACAUCUUGUUGAUAUUGUUGGGACCCAAAAUUAACUGAAACGUUUUAUUUUUUUCUGUUCAAGAAUUAAUUUGAUUAUAUUUUGUAGCAUUUGAAUUAAUAUUUUGUAUCUUUUUCAAUAACAAAUUACUUCUAAACUGUAAUUACGAAAUAAAGAAACAAUUUUGCUGAAAAAUGUAUUUAUUAAUGACAUAAA